AUAUGGGGUGAAAGUUACUUGGCGGAUAUCUCAUCUCGUGAUGAAUUGGCUAUAAGAAAUGAUAAGGGAUCGACUUCAACUCUCAAAGUUGAGAUAGCGAAUUGUCGAGAUAUUCCAUUCGUGUCAUACGACAUAGAAGAAGCCAAAGAGUAUAUUAAUAAAAUCCCCUAUUAUGUUCUUCGAAUCUAUGGACAUCUAGUUAAUAGCCAGAAGGCGGUCGUAACUAUCACUGGUAUUAAGGUUUUCUUCGAUAUUCACGUUUCCGAAAAUUCGAGUAUUCCCAAAUUCUGGUCUAAAAUAAAGGGAAUACUUACUACUGGAAAAGACAACCAGGGGAAUAGAUGUAUAAAGGCAUAUCCUAUUCGUGGUUAUCAUGCAGAAAAAAAGCCGUAUCUUCGCAUUACUACGCCAAAUAAAGACCUAAGAUUCACCGCUCUCGAUAUUAUCUCAAGAUAUAAUUCGGAGGUCGAUCAAGAAAAUAGGAUAGAAACUGCUUCAAAUGAUACAGGCACAUAUUAUCAUAAAGUUGCGAGAGAGUAUAAGAUACCACUUUCCGGAUGA
This is a messenger RNA of Funneliformis geosporum, 561 nucleotides long. NCBI's taxonomy places the organism in Eukaryota, Fungi, Glomeromycota, Glomeromycetes, Glomerales, Glomeraceae. The record is from the annotation of a GenBank genome assembly.